Paramecium sonneborni is the source of this 1131-nucleotide messenger RNA. NCBI's taxonomy places the organism in Eukaryota, Ciliophora, Oligohymenophorea, Peniculida, Parameciidae. The record is from the annotation of a GenBank genome assembly.
AUGGUUCUUUUAGAUCCAAUCAUGUUGAGAGAUUUUAAGAAUCGUGGUUACGAUGUUAUUGACAUUAGAAAUAAUUCAGAUUAUGUAAAAUUGAUGAUAUAGAUUAACAUCAUCUUUUAUUUGAGCAGCAAUCAAUCAAAUAUUAAUAAUAUCAUAAAAUCAGCAGAUUAUUAACAUUAAGUAAGAGGAAAAUUAUAUUCUUCAUUCUUCGAUUCAAAUAAAAAUCCUAAAUAUAUAACUUAAGAAGGAGAAUUCUUCGUUGAUUUGAAAAAUAAUUUAUUUUAAUUGAAUGGGUAAGGUAUUAAAUAUUCAGGAAAAUCAAAUAAUGUUAAUGAAAAGGGUGAAUAUAAUAAAGGAAUAAAAAUUCAAACAAGAAAAUCUUAGAAUAAAAUAGAACGUAAAUCUUAAAGUAUUGAGCCAAAAACAAUUAAAAUUUUUGAGGUUUUGAAUGGGAAAUUAAUCUUGAGAAAUUAAAAAAAAAUUUUAAGUACUUGGUGUAAAUAUAAUCAAUAAAUUUCAUUAAAUGAUUUAAAGAUUUUAAGAACUUAAGGGUGGUUAACUAGCAGUAUUAUAGAUAGCUAUGUUUUAAGUCUUAAUUUAGAAAGUUAGAAAAAAUAUUUUGCCUUAAAUUAUAAAGAAAGGCAACAUAUUAAGAAAAUUUUUCUUGUACCUACGAGUUUAGUAACAAACAUUGGAGGAAAUUACAAUAUGACAUAAGCUAUUGAAUUAUUUUAAUCACAUUUUCUCGAAUUAUAAGAAAUCAAAUUUGAAUUUUAAAUCAUGUAUACUAAAAUUGGGUUUCCUAUUAAUUCCAAUAAUGUACAUUGGUAUUUUUUAUUGUUUGAUCUAGAAAAGAAUGAAGUAGAAAUCUAUGAUUCAUUAUCACCAAAACCCUAUUCUUAAAUACUAGACUUAAAGAUUAUUUCAGAAUUAUUAAUGUUAAAAAGUCCUAAAAUAAGUUUCAAUAAAAACAAUUAUGAAUAAAAGGAUUCGUAUUCAUGUGGAUAUCAUGUUUGUCAUUUUAUGAAAUUCUGUCAUGAAAAAUAAUUUUAAAAAGAUUUAGAUUAUUAAUACGAUGAGAAUUAAAUGAGACUGAUUUUAAAGCAAGUAAUUGAAGAUGAAGAAAAUUGA